AUGGCUGGCCAAAUCUACUGGAAGUACAAGCACGAGCUCAGCACUCACAAUGGUCUCGUUCUACGAAAUGAUCGAAUUCUAAUCCCACGGUGUUUGAGAGGACAGAUGCUGGAGAGACUGCAUCAAUCGCACUCCGGAAUCGAAGCAACAACCAAGCUAGCCCGUGACACGGUGUUUUGGCCAGGACUCUCCGACCAGAUAAGGCAGCGUAUCCAACACUGUGAUGUUUGCGCAAAGUUCUCUUCAAAUCAGCGAGUUCAACCAAUGCAAAGUCAUCAGAUUCCGACUUACCUGUAUCAGAAAGUUUCCAUGGACAUAUAUGAACUCACAACGCAAACAUCAGCAGCAGUAAUAAAAGUCUGUAAGCGCAACUUCGCAAGGUUCGGAAAACCACAGGAAGUCAGCAGUGAUGGAGGACCACAGUUUAUGAGUGAAGAGUUCAACAUGUUCUGCCAGUAUUGGGGAGUAAAACACAGUGUUUCAGCACCAUACCACCAGCAAGGAAAUGGCAAGGCUGAAUCUGCCGUCAAAAUAACCAAAUCACUCAUGAAGAAAGCUCGAGAAUCCAACCAGGAUUUCUGGGAACUUCUACUACAGUGGCGAAAUAAGCCGAACAAAACUGGAAGUUCGCCAGUUCAGCGCCUGUUUAAUCGUCGAACACGCUUCGGAGUUCCGAUGUAUCAAGGGAAAUAUCUUCCGAAAAUAGAGGAGAACGUGAGGGAGAAGAUUACUCUCCAACGUCAGCAAGCCAAAGCCUACUAUGAUCGAAAGGCUCGCUCGCUUCCCGAGUUGGAGAUCGGACAACCUGUGUUUGUUAAAAUGAAGCCUACUGAUACGGAAUGGAAAAACGGAACCGUAAUCAACCCAGUUACGGAUAGGACAACAGUCGUAGCUAUCGGUGAUCUUGAGUAUCGUAGGGACAAUACAAUGAUCAAGACAAGGUUUGCGCAAAGACAGGAUUCGCUGGAUGCAGUACCAGUUAAAGCGGAACCGAAUGUAGAUCUACAGGAAGUUUCAUCGUCUGUCGGUCGCAAUCCUGCUGCAGUGACUGCUUCACCAACCAUUCCCGAAUCCACUCGCCCCAGACGGUUCGUCCAAAUGCCUAAGAAGUUCCAGGAUUAUAAUAUGUUUUGA
Molecule: messenger RNA, 1134 nt
Organism: Ochlerotatus camptorhynchus
Lineage: Eukaryota; Metazoa; Arthropoda; Insecta; Diptera; Culicidae
Exons: 2
Coding region: 1-1134 (377 amino acids)
Biological process (GO): DNA integration
Molecular function (GO): nucleic acid binding
Source: RefSeq, a predicted model, not a curated record